AUGGUGCGGGCUUCAUGAAACCCCUUGUAAAAUGUGUCAAGUGGUUUCGCUCAAAAAUGGCAGCCUCCGUACUGCAGCGUUGCCUUGGAGCUGUCAAAGUUAUCCAUAAAAGUGCAUAUUUGAGUUGUGCAGGUAGAAGAUGGCUAUUGUCCGCAGCGUACACAGACACAACGCUGUGGGAAACGAGAAAGAAAGAUCCACAAAAUCUGGCUCAACUGGCUGCCUUCAUGGACAGGAUUUACGAAAGAAAUUUCCCUGUCAGCUCUCUGACUAUAUCACGGUUUGUGGACAGCAUAUCAUCCAGAGAAGAAGUUGAUCAAGCAGAGUAUUAUCUUUACAGAUUCCGCCACAGUCCAAACUGCUGGUACCUCAGAGACUGGACCAUCCACAGCUGGGUGCGGCAGUGCCUCAAGUACGGAGCCAAAGACAAGGCCCUGCACACGCUCAAGAACAAGGUCCAGUAUGGCAUAUUCCCCGACGAGUUCAGCUUCAACCUGCUCUUGGACGCCUAUAUUAAGGAGGAAGACUUCAAAGGGGCCUGCUCAGUGGUGGAGGAGGUGAUGCUCCAGGAGGCCUGUGAUCUGCCCUCCACCCAGAUCCUCUCUCUCUACGCCCUCAGCCGUUACCUGGCAACCAAGCCAAAGCUCGGGGUGUCGGAGGAGAGAGGCCUGGGAGCGUCGCUGCUGAUCGUUGGGCUGAAGCAGGACAACACUGUGGGCCUCAGCGCCCAACUGCUCGGCUCUGCCCUGCUGGGUAAGGUGGAGAUGGCCGAGGGGAUCCAUGCAGUCUUCAGGGGGAUGCCUCUGCUGUGGACCCCAGGGUAUGUGGGCCGAGCCCUGGCCGUCAUGGAGAAAGUGGCUGCAGCCCCUGGAGACGUCAAGUUGACAAAGGAUAUGAUUGACUCGGUGGAGGCAGUGCUGAAGGAAAUCUCCCCCGCCUCCGACUCGGACUCCUCGGAAGGGGAGGAGUCAGGAGGAGAGGAGGACAGGAAGGGGGAGUCUGGAGGAGAGGAGGACAGGAAGGAGGAGAAGAUGGUGGACGAGGAUGACCUUGCAGAGAGGGCUAAGCUCCCCCAGUACGCCGGCAGGUUCCAGGAGCUGCUCAGUCAGCUGCAGUCCCAGGGGAAGGUGGACGCAGCCCCCCUGGAGGCCCUGGUCUCUGCCCUGGCCCAGCAGGCCCUGCCCCGGGCCGAGGAGCCCGACCUGGAGCAGUACGCGGGCCGGGUGCGGGACUGGGAGUCGGAGAGGAGGCAGCUGAUCCAGAGGGAGGUGGAGGCCAGGGAGAGGGCGGAGAUCGAGAAGCAGGCUCGGAUCGAGGCCAGGGCAGCCGCUCAGCAGGGAUAGGUGGAUCACGACCCGAGACUGGAUUCCUACUGGUGGAUUCGUAGCACGACCCUAGUAGGACUCUAAACUGCCGCCCCACCAACUGUUCUGACAGCAUCUCGUAAGUGGCUGGUCACCGUGGAUGAACGUUGGAGACAGUCAAGAACUUUGAGAGUCAAGGACUUCGCUCUUUUCCUUGUCCGUAAAAUAGCUUCACGUCAUCGACAUUCAUACGUCAACACAUCAAAUCAGUGAACACUCGCCCCCCUUUUUUUCCUGUACAAAAUACGAGUUGCCGUGUCGCAUGUGUGCGAGGUCACUGCAACCCCAAACCGUUGGCGCGUUAACAAUAUUUAUGUAUCUCAAAAAAUAAAAUGCUAUUUGUGAAUCCCA
This is a messenger RNA of Osmerus eperlanus (European smelt), 1715 nucleotides long. RefSeq names its product mitochondrial ribosomal protein S27 (gene mrps27). The transcript has 11 exons. Gene Ontology annotation, cellular component: mitochondrion. Gene Ontology annotation, molecular function: protein binding. The coding region runs from base 15 to 1343 and encodes 442 amino acids. NCBI's taxonomy places the organism in Eukaryota, Metazoa, Chordata, Actinopteri, Osmeriformes, Osmeridae. The record is from RefSeq and is a predicted model, not a curated record.